AUGGCAAAGACUUUGCCAUUUUACGUUGUUAUAUUAGCUGCAGUCAGUCAUAGUUGCUAUGGAACUAUAUUGGCACCUGAAGAUUACGAAUGGAGACCCAUCUUCGUAGACAGCGAAGUCGUGAUUGGUGGUCCGUUUGGCGAAAAUUUCAUUUGGCAAUUCGAAACUCAAGAGGACCGUAUACUUGCAUUCAGCAUCCUUGAUGGAAACAUCAAAGACGCGCAAGAGUUUUUGUCCAUUCGUGAUGGAGCUGACAUCUAUUCGCCAAAAGUUCAGCUCGAAAAUGAUGACAUAAUACAGUUGUCAAGAAAAGGUUUACCGGAGACAUUGUACAGCACUACAUCUAAGGCGACAGUGCAAUUUUCGAAGACACCAAUCUCACAUUUGAAGCUCAGAAUUCAGAAGGCUGCCAAUUGUUCGUAUAAUAUCAAACCAGAAACCCAAUGUGGCCGAAUGGUUGACGAGGUUUCGUGCUACUGUGCUCUUUUCGACAAUAAAAACCAACCAGAUCAAACCAUGUCUUGUCUUGAUAGCGGGAUGAAACUUGUUUCCUUUGAAAGCAAAGAAGAAGAAGAGCUCAUUCAAAGAACUUGGAGUACCCAAAUUCCAUUUUGGACUUCAUUGACUGACACUCGCCGUGACGGUUCUUGGUUAUGGGAAAGCACAAUGACUCUGUUGAGCAAUGGAAACUACACUAACUGGUUCCCCGGAAGACCUCUUACUCAGGAGAGCGAUCAGUUUAAUUGCAUGUUGUACGGUGGAAGUACAUACUUAACAUUUUGGGGCGACGUUAAUUGUUCAUCGCUAGCUAAUGCCAUUUGUGAAGCUCAGCCAUAGUUCCUAUAUUCUAUACCUGAUUGCUAAACAUAUGCAUUCAGUUUUGCAUAGCAGAUAUUAGGUUUGGGAAUGCAAAGUGACUUAAGAAAUAUGGGACAAUCAUUUCCGCUCUAUACACCUUUUUUUUCGGUAGGAGGUGUUGGCAAAAGUGACUCUAGUGUAGAACAUCACAAGCUAAUACACUCUGUUGUUAUGUUCCUGCAUAACACUCACUGGCUACAUACUGUGUUCUUUUA
Messenger RNA from Daphnia carinata, 1073 nucleotides. RefSeq lists its product as uncharacterized. Gene Ontology annotation, biological process: biological process involved in interspecies interaction between organisms. The record is from RefSeq and is a predicted model, not a curated record. Gene Ontology annotation, cellular component: external side of plasma membrane. The coding region runs from base 1 to 837 and encodes 278 amino acids. Gene Ontology annotation, molecular function: carbohydrate binding. The transcript is spliced from 6 exons. NCBI's taxonomy places the organism in Eukaryota, Metazoa, Arthropoda, Branchiopoda, Diplostraca, Daphniidae.